AUGCAUUGCUGGGCCACCAGUGCAUCCUCCUGGCUCUCCACGGGAUUGGGGGGGGAGCUCCCGGCCGGGGCUGCGGGGUGCGGGGUUCGAGAGCGAGGUGGGGCAGGGCCGUGCCAGGUGGGGGAUGGUACCCCCACCCUCCCGGCAUGA
This is a messenger RNA of Auxenochlorella protothecoides, 150 nucleotides long. RefSeq lists its product as hypothetical. Lineage: Eukaryota; Viridiplantae; Chlorophyta; Trebouxiophyceae; Chlorellales; Chlorellaceae. Bases 1 to 150 code for a protein of 49 amino acids. The record is from RefSeq and is a predicted model, not a curated record. The transcript has a single exon.